AGAACACCACCAGCAGUCAUGCAGCCCACCUUCGCGCGCGCCCAGCUCGGCGGCCUCGUCCCGCCCAAGAUUGCCUCCCCCAACCUUGUCUCUGGCGGCUCUGGUGCUGCCCUCCGCCCCCUCGUCGCCUUCUACUCCAAGCUGCCGAAGGGUGAGGCCACCGCCGCUUCGGGUGGUCUCAAGAAGUACUUUGUCGGCCGCAACGCGACCGCGAAGCCCCUCCUCGCGCUCAUUGUCGGCCUCUGGACCAUCGGGUACACGAUCGACUACCAGAUGCACCUCAAGCACCACAAGAACCACCCGCACUAAGCAGAGCGCAGCGCGCACGGUUGCUGGUUGCCGGUUUAGAGCAGUGUAGAAGAGGAAUCAACCUGUUGUGACUGCCCCCGCGUUCUGUUUAUUGUCUGCUCCCGCCCGACCUGCACCUCAACGUUCCAAGCUCUGCUGUCAUAUCUUACCUCACUCGCGCAUAGUCGACUUCGACUGCGCCUUGUCGUCGUCUGCGCCAUGCUUACCUCGCGUUCAAAUGAUCUCCGGAG
This is a messenger RNA of Schizophyllum commune H4-8, 539 nucleotides long. RefSeq lists its product as uncharacterized. NCBI's taxonomy places the organism in Eukaryota, Fungi, Basidiomycota, Agaricomycetes, Agaricales, Schizophyllaceae. The record is from RefSeq and is a predicted model, not a curated record. Gene Ontology annotation, biological process: proton motive force-driven ATP synthesis. The transcript is spliced from 4 exons. Bases 19 to 309 code for a protein of 96 amino acids.